AUGAAGAAACUCAAAGGAAACCACAUGAAUCACUUUAGAGAAAUCGCUGAAGAUCAAAGGAUGGAGAGAACACCCGAUGGAGAUCGCGUCGAAGCAAUUGAUCCUGCAGUAGAUCGGCUUUGCCUAUCGUGUUACAGUGCGGUCUCUAACCUUAUAGAAAAUCAGAACAGUCAUCAAGAGUUAGAGUUCAAUGUUCUGCUACAAACCUCGCACACACAAUGUUGUAUUUGCCAUACUCAACAACAAAUUUCAUUAAUCCAGUGGCCCGCUAGGGUUGACGUCUUCAUCAAGCGAGAGAUAUUUAUUCCUGAGGGAUCAAGAUUAUGCAAGGACCACAUGGGUGAAGAUGGAAAACUUCUAUCAUUUUUAGUCCAAGGGCUGCAAGGCCAGCGAAGAACUAUCAAGUUGUCACCUAUUGAAAUCCAACGGUGGUUCAGUGUGCUCCGCACGAAUGCAAUCCGUAACCAAGCGCCAGACUACAAUGACGAAAACACAAUUGCUGACAAUGAUUUCUUUACCAUCACCUCAUUAAGCAAAGAUCAGUUCAGAAACUUGUACGAGCUGUGUGGGCCUGUGCAAGUUUCUGGACAUGAUAGAAUAGUAUAUAAAAUCGACUUGAUCAUGUUCCUUUGUAAGCUUAGGCAAGGAAUACCUGACGAAUUCUUGAAAGCAAUAUUCCACUACUCGACACGACAAGCAGUCAGCUUGGCGGUGAAUAAGGUUAGAGAAUCACUUAUGAGGGCAUUUGUAAGAACUAAUCUGGGCCCCGACAGUAUGACCCGACAACAAUUUAUUCAUCGACAUGUAUCAGAUUUUGCCAACCAACUGUACAACCCUAACCCGGAAAAACCUCAGGCCAUAUUGUGCAUUGAUGGCACAUACAUUGAAAUAGCCACUAGCUCUAACUUUAGAAUUGCCCGCCAAAGUUAUUGCAUGCACAAGAGCUACCAUCUUGUGAAGCCAAUCAUGAUAGUUGCACCAGAUGGUUAUAUUUUCGAUGUCCACGGCCCGUAUUUCUCAGAUUCAAAGAACAACGAUGCAAAAAUCUUAAUUGAUGAACUCCAGCGUGAUAUUCGUGGAUUUGGUCAGUGGAUUCAAGAGGGCGACAUCGUCAUCGUAGACUACGGUUACCGCGAAUCAAUCCCGACACUUCAGAGAUUAGGAAUACGAGCUAAAAUACCAAAUAUUGUGAGAGGAAGAGCCACGCGAGACCAGUUACCUACAGAAGAGGCGAACAAUAAUAGACUGAUCACCAAAAGCCGAUGGGUUGUGGAAGCGAGAAAUGGUCAUUUGAAAAGUGUCUUCAAAUUUUUCGCCCAUCGAGUGGAAUCUCACAACUGUGUGCAUUUAGGAGACCUAGUCAGGAUAGCCUGUGCACUAUUGAAUGCCUUCCAUCUACCAAUAACUAUGCCUGGCUACAACGCUGACGAAGCCAAAGAAAUGUUAAGAAUAGCUGCUCAACCUAACCAUCUCAUGCAACGUGUUCACGAUGAACGUCUAGAAACACGAGCUCCUACUCAAUGGUUCCCUAUGACUUCAGACCAUCUACCAGCUUUCCCACAUUUGUCGCUGCAGUAUCUACACGACCUUACUUUCGGAAAGUACCAGGUUAAGCUAGCCCCUGCUUACGUCCAGGAUAAGAAUACAAGGGACGGCGAGUACCGCUUCGAUUUAAGCCGCGAAAGCCCAGGGCUUCUAAGGGCUCAAGUUUAUUCCAGACACACUCGAGCUGCAAAAUACCAACUGUGGAUUCAGUUCCACGAGGUACCCUUUGAGGAAGCCUUAGCGGGAGAGCAACUGCCACACCCUCUUCCAAAUCCAAUUCAAGGUUGGUAUUGCCAGUGCAAAACAGGGGCUCGCACCUUGGGAACUUGUUCGCAUAUUGCAAGUGUACUCUGGUUCAUGGGCUGGGCAAGACACCAAGAUAAAUUACAAGCUCCAUCGCAUAGUCUCCUAGGCAUUAUCGAUGAUGCUGCCCACAGAGACGCUCCGGAGUUAUUUGAUGAUGCAGAUGACAACUGACUAACGUAAGUACUGCGCCAUCAUGUUAUUACAAUCAUCCUUACCAGCAAAGGUGUCCAAACCAUUCCUCAUAACGAUGGAUCAAAAUAGUUCUAACGGCAUCAAACAAACCCAUCAACCGACCAUGUCAAUUUAUAACUUAUCCGCUUUGGGUACAAGACACACACCGAGUAGAUAUAACCUGCUUAUAAAAGAUAAAGUUUUAAAAAUUGGCAAGAAAACUAAUUUCGUCAUCUUAAUCGCAUUUGGGCGCCGAGAAAAAUGGUAUGUCGCAUAAAAUAGUUCCCAGGAACCACACCCCCAGGGGGCGUGGUUUUGGAAUUUUGUAUACGCCGUCUUAAUCCGCUUUGUACGCUGAGACAAAUGAUAUGUCGCAUGAGAUACUUGCGUUGGAUUGAAAUAGUCGACAAUGACCACACCCCCAGUGGGUGUGGUUUUGAAAUUUUGAACAAGCGGUCGUAAUCGGCUUUGUGUGCUGAGAAAAAUGAUAUGUCGCAUGAGAUACUUGCGUUGGAUUGAAAUAGCCGACAGUGACCACACCCCCAGUGGGUGUGGUUUUGAAAUUUUGAACAAGCGGUCGUAAUCGGCUUUGUGUGCUGAGAAAAAUGAUAUGUCGCAUGAGAUACUUGCCUUGGAUUGAAAUAGCCGACAAUAACCACACCCCCAGUGGGUGUGGUUUUGAAAUUUUGAACAAGCGGUCGUAAUCGGCUUUGUGUGCUGAGAAAAAUGAUGUGCCGCAAG
Folsomia candida is the source of this 2763-nucleotide messenger RNA. RefSeq lists its product as uncharacterized. NCBI's taxonomy places the organism in Eukaryota, Metazoa, Arthropoda, Collembola, Entomobryomorpha, Isotomidae. Bases 1 to 2022 code for a protein of 673 amino acids. The transcript is spliced from 2 exons. The record is from RefSeq and is a predicted model, not a curated record.